Closterium sp. Naga37s-1 is the source of this 4038-nucleotide messenger RNA. NCBI's taxonomy places the organism in Eukaryota, Viridiplantae, Streptophyta, Zygnematophyceae, Desmidiales, Closteriaceae. The record is from the annotation of a GenBank genome assembly.
AUGCGCGCAUAUGCAGAUCUGAUAAAGGAGGAGGCGCUGAAGCGAGAGGAGAUGGGUGAUGCCACGCCCGAUGCAGCAGUGCGCACAUACACGGAUGUGCUAAAGGAGGAGGCGUUGAAGCGCGAGAAGGAGGAGACGUUGAGGCAGAUCGCCAAGAAGAAGGCGGAGGACGUCGAGAGGAAGGCUGAUGACCUCUCCUCCGCGCCCACCAAGGCCCAGGGCGCUGCUGCCGCCCCUGCUGCUCCCCCUGCUGCCCCCGCUGCUGCUGCCGCUGCUGGUGUGGCUCCGGGUGGUGCUGCUGCUGCGGGUAGCAAGAGGAGGAAUCGGUGGGAUGUGGCGGGAGGCGGAGGUGCUGGUGCUGCGGAGGCUGAGGCCAAGAAGCCCAAGGCAGCGGACUGGGAUGCGCCUGAUGCCACGCCAGGCCCCGCCAGUUUCCUUCGCCAAACCCUGUUCUCCUCGCAUCCAUCUCCCGCCCCUUCGUGCACUCCCUCCCCCGCUCAGUCGCUGAGACGCCCCACUCACCCCGUCCCUUCCCCUGUGCAAUCCUCAUUCCUUCCCCUGGGCGCCACCCGCACGCCCAACUUCUUUAUGGCUCCCUGUCCAAACCUUACCCGCUCGCUUCCCCUGCCCUCUCCUUCUCCCCCUCCCCCCUUCGUUCCCGCCACCAGUCGUUGGGACGCCCCCACCCCCGGCAGAGGCACAGCAGUAGACGCCACUCCCAGGCCUGGCCCCCGCCGCAACCGCUGGGAUGAAACACCCUCCCACGACGGAGUAAUGCCGGACGACGCCACCCCCUCCGCGCUCCCGGGCGGCGGCGGCGCCACCCCAGGGCUGGGCGGCGGCGCCACGCCGGCCGGCAUGGCUUGGGACGCCACGCCGAAGCUCUCGGCCGGCGCCACCCUGACGCCGAAAAAGACGCGGUCCAGAUGGGACGAAACACCGGCCGGCGGAGGCGUUACCCCUGCGGGCGGCGGGGGCGGCGCGACUCCAUCCGCUGCUGUAGGCAUGACUCCUUCCGGGAUGACCCCGGGGGGGGUGACACCUGGGGGAGCUACACCUGGCGGGUUCGGGGUCACACCUGUGGGAGGAAUGGACAUGGCAACACCCACCCCGGGACAGAUUGCUCUCCGUGGUCCACUCACUCCCGAGCAAUUCACCAUGCUGCGAUGGGAGAGGGAGAUCGAGGAGCGCAACAAGCCGCUGUCAGAUGAGGAGCUGGAUGCGAUGUUUCCCCUGGAUGGGUACAAGGUGCUCGACCCCCCUGCCUCGUACGUCCCCAUUCGCACCCCCGCGAGGAAGCUCCUCGCGACGCCCACGCCGAUGGGUGGAGCAAGCGGGGGUGCGACGCAGCUGUAUGCGAUUCCCGAGGAGGAUCGGCAGCAGCUGUUUGACGUGGGGAAAGAGGUGCCGGGGCUGCCGAACCUGAAGCCGGAGGACUACCAGUACUUUGACGCGCUGCUGAACGAGGAGGAGGAGAAGAAGAUGAGCGCGCAGGAGAAAACUGAGCGCAAGAUCAUGAAGCUGCUGCUCAAGGUGAAGAACGGCACGCCUCCCCAGCGCAAGACGGCUCUGAGGCAGCUGACAGACAAGGCGAGGGAGUUUGGCGCGUCCGCCCUGUUCAACCAGAUCCUGCCUCUGCUCAUGUCGCCCACUCUGGAGGACCAGGAGAGGCAUCUGCUCGUCAAGGUCAUCGACCGCAUCCUGUACAAGCUGGACGAGCUGGUGCGCCCCUUCGUGCACAAGAUUCUGGUGGUCAUCGAGCCGCUGCUCAUUGAUGAGGAUUACUAUGCGCGUGUCGAGGGGCAAGAAAUCAUCUCCAACCUCAGCAAGCCACAGGCAGCAGGCCAUGCGGCUCGACAUUGGCAACGUGGACCAGCAGCAGGUCUGGCGACAAUGAUUGCAGCCAUGCGGCCUGACAUCGACAAUGUGGAUGAGUAUGUGCGCAACACCACUGCCCGCGCCUUCUCCGUCGUGGCGUCCGCCCUGGGCAUCCCGGCGCUGCUGCCCUUCCUGCGAGCGGUGUGUGCCAGCAAGAAGUCGUGGCAGGCGAGGCACACAGGCAUCAAGAUCGUGCAGCAGAUCGCCAUUCUCAUGGGCUGUGCCGUGCUGCCGCACCUGCGCUCGCUGGUUGAUAUCAUCGAGCAUGGCCUGGGUGACGACAACCAGAAGGUCCGCACCAUCAUGGCGUUAUCCCUGGCAGCGCUGCCAGAGGCGUCAGCGCCGUACGGCAUCGAGAGCUUUGACUCCGUGCUGAAGCCACUGUGGAAGGGCAUUCGCUCACACCGCGGGAAGGUUCUUGCGGCCUUCCUGAAGGAGAUCGGGUUCGUCAUCCCUCUGAUGGACGCCAUGUAUGCCAGCUACUACACGCGCGAGGUAAUGGUGGUGUUGAUUCGCGAGUUCCAGUCGCCAGACAAGGAGAUGAAGAAGAUAGUGCUCAAGGUGGUGAAGCAGUGUGUGGGCACGGACGGCGUGGAGCCGGACUACAUCCGCGCCGAGAUCCUCCCCCGAGUAUUUCAAGCACUUCUGGUGAUGAUCCUACCCGAGUAUUGCAAGCACUUGUGGGUGCGCCGCAUGGCGCUGGACAGGAGGAAGUACGUGCAGCUGGUGGAGACGACGGUUGAGAUCGCCAAUAAGGCGGGAGUGAGCGACAUCAUAGGGCACGUGGUGGAGGACCUCAAGGACGAGAGCGAGCCGUACCGCCGCAUGGUGAUGGAGACGGUGGAGAAGGUGCUCACCAACCUGGGCGCCGCUGACAUCGACGCGCGCCUGGAGGAGCUGCUGAUUGAUGGCAUCCUCUACGCAUUCCAGGAGCAGACAAGCGACGAUGCCAAUGUGAUGCUCAACGGCUUUGGCACGGUGGUCAAUGCGCUCGGGCAGAGAGUGCGCCCCUACCUCCCCCAGAUCUGUGGAACUAUCUGUGGAACGGUGAAGUGGCGGCUGAACAACAAGAGUGCCAAGGUGCGGCAGCAGGCAGCAGACCUGAUAGCGCGCAUUGCAGUGGUCAUGAAGGCGUGCGGGGAGGAGCAGCUCAUGGGGCACCUGGGCGUUGCGUUGUACGAGUACAUGGGAGAAGGCGUGUGGGGAGGAGCAAGUAGCAUUGCAUGGGGCACCUGGGUGUCGUGCUCUAUGAGUACCUCGGAGAAGGUGAGUAGGUGCAAUGUGGUGUGGUGCAGUACAGUGCACUGGCAUGUCAUGCAUGCAGCAAGGCAGCAGGCAGCGGACCUGAUAGGGCGCAUUGCAGUGGUUAUGAAGGCGUGCGGGGAGGAGCAGCUCAUGGGGCAUCUGGGCGUUGUGUUAGCAGUGGUGAUGAAGGCGUGUGGGGGAGAGCAGCUGAUGGGGGACCUGGGCGUCGUGCUGUAUGAGUACCUCGGAGAAGAGUACCCCGAGGUGCUGGGGUCUAUAUUGGGAGCACUCAAGGCCAUAGUGAACGUGAUCGACAUGACCAAGAUGACUCCUCCCAUCAAGGAUCUUCUGCCUCGCCUCACGCCCAUCCUCAAGAACAGGCACGAAAAGGUGCAGGAGAAUUGCAUCAACCUGGAGGGGCGCAUUGGGGAUAGACCGUCUGAACCCUUCUCCCUUGAUUCUGUGCAGGAGAAUUGCAUCGACCUUAUGGGGCGUAUUGCGGACAGGGGAGCCGAGUUUGUGCCGGCGAGGGAGUGGAUGUGCAUAUGCUUCGAGCUGCUGGACAUGCUCAAGGUGUGUGCUGGGGCAAGGGGAAGGGGCGUGCUAGGCAGGAGAAUCGGUGAGAAUGGCUGUGGGACAGUGAGGGAGUGGAUGCGCAUAUGCUUGGAGCUGUUGGACAUGCUCAAGGUGUGUGCUAGGGCAAGGGGAAGGGGCGUGCUAGGCAGGAGAAUCGGUGAGAAUGGCUGUGGGACAGUGAGGGAGUGGAUGUGCAUAUGCUUCGAGCUGCUGGACAUGCUCAAGGUGUGUGCUAGGGCAAGGGGAAGGGGCGUGCUAGGCAAGAGAAUCGGUGAGAAUGGCUGUGGGACAGUGAGGGAGUGGAUAUAUGCUUCGAGCUGCUGGACAUGCUCAAGGUGA